Messenger RNA from Saccostrea cuccullata (small rock oyster), 1656 nucleotides. RefSeq lists its product as uncharacterized. Bases 102 to 869 code for a protein of 255 amino acids. The record is from RefSeq and is a predicted model, not a curated record. Lineage: Eukaryota; Metazoa; Mollusca; Bivalvia; Ostreida; Ostreidae. The transcript is spliced from 7 exons.
AAGAGCGUGUUGACAUCCGGUCUGGGUUGCCAGGAAGCAAGGUUGUAGACUAGCAGACUUUAAAAUAUACCCUUUAGUGCUUCCCUAUAUUUUAAAGAACAAUGUCAAAAGGAGCAAUGGACCCCUCUACCUUCCAGGCUCUAAUUGAUAAGAUCCAUCAGGAAACAACAUCUUCUGAGAAAAAGGUGGAAAUUCUUUAUAGCUGUCGAGGAUUUUAUAAUGCAGAUCAGGCUUCUCGACUGCUUAGUUCCUUUGCCAACCCUGCUGACAAAAUCAGAGUACUUCGAAUUCUGGAGCCACGAUUGUGUCAAAUGACCUGUCGGGAUGGAAGGGAGAUAAUUAAUGCUGUCAGCAUUCACAAUGAUAAACUUAUUGCCUUAGAUUGCAUUAAGAGAGUACUUUCGGACUACCAAAGUAAACUGGGUGAGGAGUACAUCCUGAGUGCCUUCCCAUUUGAAAAUGACAAACUUAGGGCAAUGCAAAUAUUGCAAACAGUCAACUCAUUUGUUGGAGACCAUGUGGCUGCGGGAGGACACCAGGGCUAUGCAGCCUUAGGAGGCCUGUAUACACAAGCCCGCCCCAUGGUGCCUCAUCUUUAUGGACCUGUGACUGACCAGGCAAAAUUAAUACCUGGUCAUGGUAAAAUAGAAAUUCCUCCAGAAGCCCAGCCUGGUGUUGUUCCUUCUAUCUACACUGGUCAUCCGUCUUAUGCCUACCCCCCAGACAGGAGUUAUGAUGAGGACAGGGGCUACCCAGGGAACUCAGACCUAGGCCAGACUCUACCGGGGGAUUACCCCAAAGGAGCCCCUCCUCUGGGAUAUCACAGCGGGGCCCCAAAUCCCACUGGCUUCUUAAAACUGGAGUCAUAAAUUAACUAUUUUUAAAAUUACUUAUCAGGAAAAGUAUGUUUCUUUUUUGAAUUUAUGUAUCAAUCAUUAUUAAAAUUAUUGCAUUGUACAAAACCACAAGCUUUUAAAAUAUAUUAACAUUGUUUUCUUUUGCCUUCAUUCAUUGAUUAAGGAUUAAAAUAGCAUUAGACACUGUCAGUGUUACUGCCGUCCAAAAUUUGCAAGGAUUAUGUAUUUUAAUUUUCAUGAUUUGUACAAGUUAGCACUGCACAUAAGUUUUCUAUGUAUAACUCCAAAUCGAUCUGGUAUGUAUUCCAUAAAUUUUCUUUAAAAGGACAGACAACUCUUCCUCCUGAAUUCUGUUUUACAUUGAACCUAUUUAUUUUUAAAAAUAAAUUGUUUUUAUUGUUUAGAUUAACAUUUUUGUAAUGUUAAACCACUUGUUAUUCUUUUGUUGAUUUUUGUUUUUUUGUGAAAUUGAUUAGAAAUGGAUCCAUGUCUGUUAAAAUUUGAAAACUUUUUAUGUUUGGGUUGAUUCUCUUUUUAUCACAGGAACUAUUAUAUACAUGCACACUUGUAACCUAAUGUUGCUGUAAAUUAUUUAUACUCACAAGUUGAGCACAGGUGAUUUGGUGCAUGUUGUACAACUAUCAGUAUUAUACCUCCAUGGUAGUGCAGGAACCAUGUAUGCUUGUUAGAUUAAGCUGACUUUGUUUUAUACGUUUAGGUCUUUUUUGUGUGUGGAACACACCUGUUUUGCAAUUGGAAUCCUAAUACAUUUGCAAGAAUAAAUGUUUCUUCUGGAAAA